Dictyostelium discoideum AX4 is the source of this 1809-nucleotide messenger RNA. RefSeq lists its product as hypothetical. The record is from RefSeq and is a predicted model, not a curated record. The transcript has a single exon. Lineage: Eukaryota; Evosea; Eumycetozoa; Dictyosteliales; Dictyosteliaceae. The coding region runs from base 1 to 1809 and encodes 602 amino acids. Gene Ontology annotation, cellular component: membrane.
AUGAGCCAAAGCGGAGGGUCAACAUCCUCUUUUCAUGGUGGACAUCAAAGGAGAUUAUCACAACAAAAUUCACAUAAUAUACAUCAAUUGAAUAAUAGUACAGGUGGCAUUGGUAUUAAUACCAAUAGAUUAGGAAGUACAUCACUAUCUACAUCACCAAUACUUCAAUCCUCUACUUCACAUCCAGCAUUACCACUAUUAAAUACAUUUCAAUUAGAUUUAAUAAAUACACAUAUACCAAAUUCUCCACCUACUAUUAUUUCAAAUAAUAAUAAUAAUAAUAAUAGUAAUAAUAGUAAUAAUAGUAAUAAUAAUAAUACAACAUCAACUACAACUACAACAAUUCCUAUGGUAUCAUUAUCAUCAUCAUCUGUACCUAUUGUUACAAUGCCAAUUAUAUCGUCAUCACCUUCACCAUCUCCAUCAGCCAAUGCAAAUAUAAAUGUAGCAUCCUCAACUGGAGGAGGAGCAACAAAUGCCACAACAACAACAACAACAACAACAACUACUACUACGCCAUCACAACCAACAACAACAACUACACCAAUAACAACAGCAACAACAACAGCAACUACACCAAGUACAAAUUUAUCUUCACCUAUACAGGUUAAUCCGCCAAUAGGGUCAAUACCUACAUCAUCUUCAUCAUCAUCAGUACCAAUACUUAAUUUACCAACAACAACAAUAACUACUGCUGCAGUAGCAACUCCCACUAUUGGUACUACUACUACUAAUAAUAAUAAUAAUAAUAAUAAUAAUAAUAAUAAUAAUAAUAUAUCUAUAAAUACACCAACUUCAUUGUCUCAUUCUAGUCAUAGUAAUCCAAUUGUAUAUAAUAUAAAUAGUAAUAAUGAAGAUACAACACCAGCAUUAUCAACUAUAACAACACCACCACAGAUUUCAAAUAUAAAUACACCCACACAAAUUUCAACUCCAUUAUUAUCUUCUUCACCUCAACACCAUCAACAAUUUCAACAAGAGAUGACACAGCAACAACAACAGCAACAACAACAACAACAACCAAAAAAAGGAGCAAAUACAGAAGUUUAUGGAUUUGUUUAUUGGAUUGCAACAUUUUUAGGAUAUAUAUUAUAUCUAUUAUGGGCAUUUAUACCAGAGAGUGUGUUAUCAGAAUUGGGUGUACACUAUUAUCCAAGUAAAUAUUGGGCGAUUGCUAUACCAAUGUAUUUGGUGGUUUGUGCGAUCUUUGGUUUGGUUGUUUACUUUUGUAUUAACCUUAUUAUCACUGAACCAUUGGAAUCAUUCAAUACAUUCAAAGAUCAAUUCUCUCAUGAAGCUGACCAUGCAUUUGCUUAUCUACCUGAAUCGAUACCGCCACUUGAGGAUAUACCAAUUGGUGUUGUAAAUGAAAUUUUAUAUCAACAACAACAACAAAGACCAUCACAUACUCAAAGUAAUAGCAUUGGUAAUAAUAAUAAUAAUAAUAAUAAUAAUAAUAAUAUUAAUAAUAGUAACAAUAUUAAUAGUAUUAAUAAUAACAAUAGAAAUAUAAAUAACAUUUAUAAAAAAAAUAUACCAAAUAAUAAUUUAUUACCAUCUAAACCAUUAUCAUCACCAAAUUUAUAUUCUACAUCAUUAUUACCUCAAUCAAUUAUUUCAAAUAUAAAUUAUGGUAGUAAUUCACCAAACAAUUCAUUAUUUUCUCAUUCAAAUCAAAGACUAUCUACGACAAAUACCAAUGGUAAUCCUUCAACACCUGUUAUAACGAAAAGAAUUUUAAAUUUACCUUCAAAUUCUAUAAAUGUGUCUGGUUCACCUUCAAAUUCACCAAGAUUAUUUACAAAAUAA